Messenger RNA from Eurypyga helias (sunbittern), 409 nucleotides. Its product is annotated as fasciculation and elongation protein zeta-1-like. The annotation marks the transcript as partial. Gene Ontology annotation, cellular component: axon; cytoplasm. The transcript has 2 exons. Lineage: Eukaryota; Metazoa; Chordata; Aves; Eurypygiformes; Eurypygidae. The record is from RefSeq and is a predicted model, not a curated record.
GCAGCUAAAACGGUGCACUGCUGUUGAGGAGGAUGGAGGCGCCCCUUGUAAGCCUGGAGGAGGAGUUCGAGGAGGGGCCCGGGGACGAUGAGGGGAUCCCACAGCGCACUGCAGACCCAGCACUGGCCGAGCUGGAGAGCUUCUCAGCUGAGAUGAUGAGCUUCAAGUCGAUGGAGGACCUGGUGCAGGAGUUCGAUGAGAAGCUCACCGUCUGCUUCCGCAACUACGAUGCUGCCACUGAGGGUCUGGCCCCCGUGCGAGGGCGUCUCCAAGCGCAGGAGGAGGAAGAGCGCCUCCAGGAUGAGGAGGUCUGGGAUGCUCUCACCGAUGGCUUCACCCCCCGGGGCUCCCCCCGGCCCUGGCUGCUCCCCGGGUCUGAGGCCCCCGACGGCACCGACCCCCAGGUACG